Messenger RNA from Pseudozyma hubeiensis SY62, 837 nucleotides. RefSeq names its product mRNA capping enzyme. The record is from RefSeq and is a predicted model, not a curated record. NCBI's taxonomy places the organism in Eukaryota, Fungi, Basidiomycota, Ustilaginomycetes, Ustilaginales, Ustilaginaceae. Gene Ontology annotation, biological process: 7-methylguanosine mRNA capping; polynucleotide 5' dephosphorylation. Bases 1 to 837 code for a protein of 278 amino acids. The transcript is spliced from 3 exons. Gene Ontology annotation, molecular function: polynucleotide 5'-phosphatase activity. Gene Ontology annotation, cellular component: mRNA capping enzyme complex.
AUGUCAUCUCCGCAACAGCUCGCUCCAGAGCGCUCCAUAUUCGCUGUCGACCCAUUGGACGACUUUGUCACCAUCGUAGGCGACUGGAUCUACACCAAUGGAAGGGGCAAACCAAAUCUCGAGAUCGAGGGAAAGAUUGGACAGAUCAUCGACCAGGAAACCGGUGAAAGAAUACAGCUGCCAGUGCGCAACGAGACCAUUGUCGAUCUAAGCCGCACCAGGUUCGACAGCCGCAUGACCAUCUCACAACACGCCCAAUACAACCGCAUCCUCAAUUCUCUCGUAUCAAGAUCAGGGGAAUCCUCCUACACUGGAGCCAAGAUCAGCUAUCAGCGAAGAAAAGAGAUCGACUACUUCCAUCCAGCACCCUCUGGCAAAGUUCGCGUCACACGGGACGCAGAGACGCUCGCAAUCAAACCCGACGGGAUCGUCCAGAAGCAACGUAUAGCCGACCUCAACAUCCACUGUCCCAAUAGGCUCUUCGACUACCGCAUCAGCAUCAACGUCGAGAACCCAGCACAAGAACCCACUUCGGACCACGUCUCGAUACGCGAAAAGAACCGCCUCUCCUACGCCCAUCAGAACUUCAUCGUCGACCUCACGCAAGUCACCGUUCCCGAAAAACCACAGGAACCCAUCCACGAGCUCGAGAUCGAAAUUCGCGACGUCGACCAGUUGAUGCAAGCCGCUGCGAAUGCAAAGACCAACAACAACUCGUCCAACGGUUCUACACCCAACGCUAGCCAGGAUUGGUCCGCAUUCGACGAUCAAGUCCUCAUCUUUUUGAACAACAUCCGAAUGCUCAUCAGAAACGGCUCCGCCGAUGAAAGGCGCUAG